AUGCAGAUGCCGCAGUACUUAGGCGUUGGACCUUUAUGUGAAUGCUCCAGUGAUUCGCAACCGCUUUUGAUUUCAGAAGAAAAAAUGAGCUUAGUGAGUCUUGAAGAAGGUGGAGAACAUGAUGAGAACUAUGUCAAGCAGCCAUUAUGGAUUCAUACUUGUGACGAAGUGGAAUUUGAAUUAGGACGGUUAGUCAAGGUUCGAAGUCGUGUGGAGGAGUUGGCAAACACACAGCAAAAGCAUAUUUCAAGACCGAAUUUCGGUGACGAAGCUUUAGAAGCUGAAGAAAAACAGAUGGAGGAAAUGACAGAACAAAUUACGUUGAUGCUGUCCCAUUGCCAACGGCUGAUCAACAUAAUUUCUACUCAGAGUUCUCGUUGUGAAAGUAAUUCUGAAAGGAGAUUACGAGAAAACACGGUUUCGGCUCUCGUCUUCACGUUGAGCCAAUUAACCAACGAAUUCCGCACCAGGCAAUCGAAAUAUCUGAAGGACAUCAAGAAUCGAACAACUAAUGUGGAUAGCUUUCUUGUCACAACGGGACAGUCUAACGACCUCCAAUGGGGUGAGCUCGUUGACGUAACACCAUCAGAUGAAUACACGAUGGAUCAGAUUCAACAAAUGUUGGUGAACGAACAAACUGUGAAGGAAAGAGAAAAAGAGGUGCUCGUAGUGAAUUCGUCUAUUCGAGAACUGAAUUCGCUUUUCAAAGAUUUAUCAUCAAUGGUGGUCGAUCAGGGUACAAUUUUGGAUAGGAUCGACUAUAAUGUUGAGCAGGCGUCUAUACGGAUUUCGCAGGCUGUCGGUAGUGUAAAGAAAGCAGAGAGGUAUCAACGGGGUGACAAGAAAAUGCACUGCAUUUUCUGUCAAACGAUAGCGAUCGUUGUGAUUGUUCUACUAAUUGUUUUCACAAAGAUUUGA
This is a messenger RNA of Angiostrongylus costaricensis, 918 nucleotides long. NCBI's taxonomy places the organism in Eukaryota, Metazoa, Nematoda, Chromadorea, Rhabditida, Metastrongylidae. The record is from the annotation of a GenBank genome assembly.